Strongylocentrotus purpuratus (purple sea urchin) is the source of this 6265-nucleotide messenger RNA. Its product is annotated as mediator of RNA polymerase II transcription subunit 26. The transcript is spliced from 3 exons. Gene Ontology annotation, molecular function: transcription coregulator activity. Gene Ontology annotation, cellular component: mediator complex; core mediator complex. The record is from RefSeq and is a predicted model, not a curated record. Lineage: Eukaryota; Metazoa; Echinodermata; Echinoidea; Camarodonta; Strongylocentrotidae. Gene Ontology annotation, biological process: positive regulation of gene expression; regulation of transcription by RNA polymerase II. Bases 376 to 1929 code for a protein of 517 amino acids.
GGAAAACGGCCACCGAACAAAGUUGUAGUUGUAGAAGCACAAGUAUGAACCAAACAAUUUCAAUUUUCAAUACUUGUUUAGCCCCAAAGGUUUGUCUAUGAUCAGGGAUGAUCAGAUGGAAUGAAUAUUGUAUUUGUCUUUUUGAAUUUGAUUUGUUCAUCUAUACUUUAAAUUGAGAAAUUUUCUUUCUGUUUCUCAUGUGAAAAUUCAAGAUGUGGCGCCUAAACGUGACGUCACAUCGCAAGUUCCUGCCGCGAUUUCCCAUAAAUCACCGCGCUGAUCUGUGUGAAAGAAAUAUAUCCGCGAUGUCUAGAUACUGCUUCUCGGGCAGGACUACGGCACUAGGGCUCCGUUUGGCUGCUUAGAAAUGGUCUAAUGCCGCCAACCCCGAGCCAGAUAAAGGAGCUGCUGCUCAGUGCAAUCGACAAAGAUGAAAAUAUUGUUGACAUGGGCAGUGUUACAAAAGCAGUCUCUCUUCUGGAGAGCAAUCCAAUCACCAAAGAUGCUCUUGAGGAAACCAGACUCGGGAGGCUUGUCCAAAUUGUGCGUAAGAAGGCUACAACCAGUAACCUCAAGAAGCGAUGCACAGCCUUGAUAAAACAAUGGCAGUCUCAGUUCCUGCCCCCGAGCGCAGUCAAACCUCCAAGGACUGAGUCCCCUGUACCUCAUCAAGAGGAGGUCAAAGGUCAGGAAGGGUCAUCGACCUCCGAUGGACAGAAACCAAAGCCUGCAAAGCAGACAGUAAAUGCCACCUCUGUUGAUAAGAGUAAAAGUGAAAAUCUUCGAAGGAGAAAAAGGCAGCCGGAAAACUCACCAUCAAUAUCUCCUUCAUCCCAGGCUCCCCCUUCUAAAAAAUUAAUAUCAUCAUCUCAAGGGCAAUCCCCAUUAUUACAAGGCGAGGGAAAUGGACAAGAUGACUCUGGUCUUAAUGGGAUGUCCUCGAAAAGGGAUGUUGACUGUGGUAGAAAACUUAUCAAAGAUUCAGUAAAAACUGCUUCUCCAAAGUCCAGUGUUCCUUCGCCUAAAUCUAAACCCAACAUUAACAAAGACAAAGGUUCAUUAAAGAAGUUAAAAUCAGAAAGAUCAGCAUCUCCCAAACCUAAGAAAAAGGACUCGUCAUUAAAUUCAGUAUCUCCUGCACUGCAGCCCAAAGCAGAGAAACAUUUGAAACCCAAAGGAUUAUCACCUAGUGUUGCCAAGGCAAAGUCUGAUAAACGAGUCAAGGUUUCACCAGCACCUCGUGUUGCCAUCGGUAAGAAAAGGAGUUCUUCCCAUGAUCGAUCGCCUAGACCCUCCAACGAUUCGUCUGCUUCCAAUUCACCAGCUGUUGUGGGUGGAACCUCUCUGAAAUCCACCGGUACUUUCUCAACGGACUGGGACACUGCCGGUUUCGGCUUUGGGGAUAGCGGUGGGGAAUCCUCUCGGAGUGCUACACCCCAGAAUGUGUGCGACGCCCCUAGUUCUUCAAAGCCUUUCUCUAUUUUUGAUUUAGAUUUCACCGAUGCUGUUUCAUCUCAAGUGUCAAACACCAGCCUGUUUGACAGGUCAGAGUCACCUGCAAGCUUUCUAGAUGAGCGACCCUUUACACCAACAAUAAGUGCAUUUUCUGAAGAAUUUUCUCAGAGGACAGAGUAUAGUCAUUCUCCUUCUGCUUCAAAGGAAGAGGAGGAUGAAGCGGAGGAGGGGGAGGAGGAGGAGGAGGAGGAGGAGACAUCAGUAAAUGUGAUGGAGACCCUUGAAGAUGAACCUGUGACUCCUCCAUGCCCGGUGCUGGAGGGGGAUAUAGAUCGCAUUCAUGAUGACGAGUGGGAGGGGGUGAAUGGUUGCUAUAAUGAUAAAGGCGAAUGGUUUGACUGGAUGCAGUGCCUGACUGUAAAUACAGAUGUGGAAAAUUCUAUACAAAUUCUACCCUAUGUAUGUAUUGAUUAGGAAAAUAUGAACAUGCUCACUGUAAGUUAUUUUUUAUGUGAAUGCUUGAAUUGAAAGAGUGAACCAUCAUAACAUGUAUUUUUCUCUUGUUGUUUUCCUAUUUUUUACAGAUACUUUCUCGGUGCAAAUAUGAUGUAGUAAAAGUAAAUUUAUUUCAUAAGUUUAUAUUGAACGGAAGAGACAGGCAUGAAUUUUCAUGUACAUGUAUGCAUUGGAACUGUUUAAAAUUUAACGCUGAGCAAGUUCCUUUAAUUUGACGUAAAAAUUACCAUGAAUUUUUUUCUGUUACCUAAUAUUGAAAAUUGUGGUCAGGCAGAAUAUUAGAAAUCUUCGUAGAUAGUAGAAGUCGAGUACAUCAUAUUGCUAAAGAGGUAACAUCUGUAAAACAGGGUUAGAACUAAGAAGAUUUUCUAUGGGCCAUUAUUUGAGCAGAAAUAAUUAACUAUUGCAUUGUAAUCAAUGUCUAAAAAUGGGGUAGUUUUGUUUUGGGUCUAAUUUCUUUAAAAGCUCUGCUCAUGCAUGCAUGGGUAAUGCAUGCAUAAUUACAAUUGUUAAAGCCCUUAACAUCAGGGUGGACUUCCGUUUUAACGCUUUAAUAGGCUAUUAAAGCCUUAAAAGGGAAGUCCACCCUGAUAUUAAAUUGGUUUUAAUAGUCCAAGUAAAACAAUGAGAGGAACAGGUCAGUGAAAUUUGAGCAAAAUCAGGUUAAAAAUAAGAAAGUUGUGAUUUUUGUAAGUUGUCAUCAGUGAAACACACAUUAGAAACUAGGAAGACUGGCGUAUCUUGCGAGGUCCUCUCCAAUUUGCUCAGUACAGAAAUUUCAUAAUUUUUCAUUUAUAGCUCACCUGAGCCAAAUGAGCUAUUGCAAUCUUUUUUGUUUGUUGUCCGGUUACCCUAAACUUUUAACAUUUUUAAUUUCUCAAAAAAUGCUUAACCAGAUUUUAACCAAAGGGGGCUUGGAGUAGCCUUCAAUAUCCACCAUCCAAACAGCAAUACGAGCACAGGAAACUUACAAAUGAUGAAAUAUUUAGAAUUUUCUUAUUUUUAAUAAGAUUUUGCUACAACUUUCAUUGACCUGUUCUGUUCCUAUCAUUUUGUAAUGCUUAGUAUCAAACCAACUUAAUACCAGGAUGGACUUGCCCGUUAAAGGAGAUGCUAUUAUCUCCUAUUUCAAAGAAUCAUUUUGGCAUUUGUUGUGUACAUGUGUAGGUGAUAUGCAUUUAGCUCAAAAGUAUGUUAAUGACGGUCUUGCCUUUAGCGGUACGAAAACAAACACAUGGCAAAAUAGUCUGUAGAAAGUGCUACAGUGUUACUUUGGGCAUGACAUUGAAAAGGUUGCAUGAGUACAAUUUUGUUGUUGUUACGAUUCCAAGCUCUGGUUUAUAAUCGCUUUCUAAUCAUAUUUAAUGUGCCAUUGGUUUGUAAGCUCUGCCUUACGCUUCAUGUAAGUUGGGUUUCACAAAAGGAGUUAAAAGUUAUGUACAAUGUAUACAGUGUACACUCUUAAAUCAGAUUAAACAAAACAAAUUAUACACAUGUAAGCAUUCUCUUGUUAAACAUGACUUCCAUGUAGCUUAGAAACAUUGUGGGGUUUAACUUUGGUUUCGAUCAGUGUUUUGUUCUUAUGUCUUUGCUGGGAAUUAUGUCAUUGGAACAGAAAGACCACUGCAACUUUCUUAACAUUGAAUCACUUAGAAAACAGAAAUUUAAAAAAAUGAAAUAUAAAGAUUCAUCCAAUAAUAUGUGCCAAAGUUUACUUUUCAUAAGUUUUGAUGAGUUCUUAAGUAGAAAGAAUAUGUAAGAGGAUAAUUGUGGGUCUUUAUUCUCAUUGUUCAUAUGCAGGUCUACUUAUAUUUUAUCAACCAAAUAAACAGAUUGUUAUGAUAGAAUAAUAUUUUAUAUAUUUAGAUGUCGGCUCAAAAGUUUAUGUUCUAAAAUGUCAAUUUGUAGAACCAGAUUUAAAACCUCUCUAGUAUACAUGUAGGUCAUAUACUGUUUGUGUCCAUUAUCAGCUACCGUAUGUAAAAUUGUAAACUGAGACAAAUGCAAUAUAUUAUUAUGAUGGUGAUCAAAUGUGGAACAUGUUUAAGUAGGAGAGACAGUUUGUUUCAAUUUAAGGAAAAUUGUGGUAAAUAUUGCGUACUUAAGAAUUUUCAUGAGAAUAGGAAUGGUGGAAUGAAGUCAAACAACAGAUGUUAGAAUGCUGAUAUAUAUAUAUAUAUAGUAAGGCUUGUACAUGAUAGUAGAGAGAUAUAUAUUAUCUUGGAUGUCUUAUGAAAGCCAAUAUGACUGCUAACAAUGAUGCAAAAUAUGAAUUUUCUUUUCUUGAUUUAGAAUUGACUAAACACAUGAUUAAUGUAGAAAUAUUUUUUUUUGAUCAUGUAAGAUCUGAUAACACAUCCCUCAUCCGUUCCGACUUGUUCUCAUUAUUUAUUUUUGUAAGGAUACUGUACUUGACUUUGAAAAGUAUUUUGUUAGUUUGUUAAACAAAAGAGGUAUUUUUGUACUUUUGUGUGUGCAUACUUUAAAUUGUGUAUUAGGUUGGCAAGAGCUAAUAUGUGCAGGUUCCACAAGGCCGCUGUUAAAAGGAAAAAUCAAACCAUUGAUCUUUUGAAAGUGGCAAGUUGCCGCAAGUACAAUCAUAUGGAGAUCAAAAUAACGUUGUGAAGUAAUACCUUUCUGUGAUACAUCUUUCCCUCGCCAAUAACAUUUGCAAUAAAAUGGGUGCAGUAAUAUAUCACAAAUUCUGUGAGUUUAUAUACGCAAAAAUCUAAGAUGUCACGACUUGUAUCCCCCUUUUUUGUUAUUGGGGUGGGGUGGUGGGCUAGUUAAAAGAUAUUCUGAAACAAUAUUUGCAAAUAAAUUUUAUAAAUUCUAUUGUUCUGAAGUGAUUUACUAGGCAUGAGAAAUUCACUAGUAUCCAAAAUACAUAAGCAUACCCCCCCCCCUCCCCACACCCUUGCUGUGUAUACAUACAGCUAAUAUGAAGUCUGAACUCGCAAGUUGUGAUUAAAGGGGAAAUGUAAGAAAGGCUUCACGAUUGCUGUGUUUGUUGGAGAAAAACAGGUUUAUUUCCACAUGUUGAGUUGAUGCCAAAUAUCUUCAAUAAUUAAAUUCCUAAUAUAAAAUACAUUCCUGUCGAUGUGAUAAUGCAGUAGACAUUUAGUGGAAUAGGAAAUCAGAUAUAAUGCUAGAAUGAUUUGAAAUGUCUAAUGAUGAUAUUAAUCAAAUGAAACAUUUUUGUACUUUUGUAUAUUUAUUGGUUUGCAAUAUAGGUCUCAACGUCCCUCUUUAGUUAUAGGAUGCCAAGGGAAAGAGGAAACCUUAAAAAAAAUAAAAAAUAAAAACACCUGACAAAUAUAAUAAGUGCAUUAAUUUUUGUGAAAUUAGUACAAUUUAAAGUUUCGACAAAUUAUGUAUUCAGUUUGUGUAAGCAUUAAACUGUCUUAAAGUCUAAACAAGGUUUUGAAGGAGAAGAUCAACAAAUUUGUUUAAAGAUAAAUGAGAAUAAAAAGUUGAUUUUCUAUUUUCUUCAAGGACAACAUACAUUUUGAAAUAGAAAAUACAGUAUAUUUACUGGUCUUAUUGAAUACUAUAUCUCACAGAGGCUAAUGUAUUAUUGCAAGGGACACACAUGGUAGUACAUAUACAUGUAAAAUUUAAAUGGGUGAAAUUAUUUUGGUGACUUUGGUCAAAAUGACUAAGGUCUUAUGGGGGGGGGCACUUUUUCUCCCCUAUCAUCAUAUGUGGAAUAUUAUACAAGUAUAAUAACUAACAUCAUAUAUAUUCCACUUCCAGUAAAUGAUUUUUCGUAAAAAUUUCAUAUCCCCUUUGAUAAUAUAAUUAAGGUCGGUAUCUAUUCAGUCUUGCAACAUUGUUGUCUUUAAACAAACAAAUAAUUGACGAUGAAAAAGUAAUGUCUGAAAGUUUGGAAAUAUCUGUAUCUUUAAUGAAAUGCACUCAUUUGUUUUCCCUUCGAAAAUAAGCAAUAUAUGUUACUUUGUUUGUGCCUUCUUUAGAUUAAUUUUCCUCAUGAGAAAAGAGGAAUGCCACAUAUGUAACUAGUUUUAAUUACAUGUAUUUUUUUCAUAGAAUGAAAUGUGUUCAUUCAACAUUUCUUCAUUAUUUGCAUGUUAUGAUUAUCAUUUUUCAAUUUUUCAAUUUUAGUGAAAAAAGGAGCAACAAACCUGAAUGUUGCAUGUGUAAUGAAUGUGUGAAAUGGAUUCAUGUGAAUGGUACCCUUAUGACAAAAUAUGGCUCUAAAGAGCGUUAUUUCUAAUCAUUUUGAUUUUGGAUCUUCAUUUUGAGAAAAAAAUUAAAAGAGUAAAAAAUACAA